AUGAAAGCGACUGUUGACAGCCUCACCAAGGAGUAUCACGAAAGCGGAGUUUGGUCCGAUGUACCGCUGGAUGAGCUCUUCAAGACAACCGCAGCACAGCAUCCUGAUCGGCUGGCCCUUGUCGAUGCGCCGGACCGCGCGGCCUGGACCGGCGGCGAACCGCGCCGCUUGACCUAUGCCGAAGCUGACCGGGAAAUCGACCGGCUUGCCGCAUUUUACAACACUGUCGGUCUGUCCGCAGACCAUGUGAUCGGCGUCCAGGCUCCCAAUACUGUGGACACGGUCAUAGCAGUUCUUGCGGCGCUGCGUGCGGACCUGAUCGUUUCGCCUCUUCCAUUGCACUGGCGGCAGAAAAAUGUGCUGGAAGCCUUGAAUUCCAUCGGUGCAAAGGGGUUCAUUGCCGCUGACAGGGUCGAAACGAGAGACGUCGGUACCGCCGCCCGGGACGUGGCUGCGGAUUUGUUUUCGCUGCGUUUCGUUUUCGGUCUGGGCAAAGAUGUUCCGGACGGUUUGAUCGAACUGGGACCGAUGCUCGCGGAAAUGGGAGACGGCCUUAGUUUCGUUACCCGUGAAAGACCUGAUCCGGCUGACCAUACCGCAACAAUAUGCUGGAGCCGGAGCGGAGAAGAAAACGUACCUGUCAGCCGAUGUCACAACCACUGGAUUUCGGCUGCGCAGAUGAUCGUGAACGAAGCGGAGAUUUCGGAAAACAGCACCAUUCUGGUGCCUUAUUCGCUCAGCGGCCUGACGGGACUCGGGGCCGGACUUGUGCCGUUUCUCAUGACAGGCAGCACCUUGCACCUGCACCAUCCGACCUCUCUUGCCAAUCUUGCAACACAUGCCAAUGACGUUGAAGCCGACAUUGUCAUGACGCCCGGGCCCCUCGCACAGACGCUCGAUCGGAAGCUGGGCAGUACCAAAACGACCGUUCUUGCGGCGUGGAAUAUUUCAGCCCCACACCCGACAACGUUUGUUGCAAGACGUCGGCUCGUCGAUGUUCACAUAGCGGACGAAUUCGCACUGGUUGCCAGAGCGAGAGGUCCUUCAGCGAAGAUCAAGGCGACCGCCUUGGGAAAGCAUAACGGGUCGAUCGGGUGUGAAAACAGGCCAGCCCUUCUUGAAAUAGCAGUCACCGAAGAGGGCGAGGCACAGACCCCUACCCUGCUCGUGAAAGGACCCAUGGUCCCCGAGAUCGGGUGGCGCACGAUCAACGGCGAACGGCGGCGUGUCCGCUGGGAGGGAACCGGGUAUCUCAAGACCAACAUCAAGGUUGAUCUUGUCGACGACGGCAUUGCCGGCUUCGGAAUUCCAGGUACCUAUGCCCUGGGUACCGGCAAUCUUGAAACAAUCGAUGUGAUCUAUUCGAGUUAUCCCGGGAUUCGGGAAGCCGCUGCAUUCAUUGUCGAAGAUCCAGUUCUUGGAGCCAGAAUGUACGCAGCAUUGGUCCCCGAGACUUCAAAUGUCCCCGACGCUGCGUCCUUCUUUGCCUUUCUGGACGCGGAUGGAGUGGAUCUUGCGAAAAUCCCGCAUCGUGUCCUGAUAUUGCAAUCGCUGCCACGCAAUGCCGACGGAACAAUCUGCAGGGAGAAACUGACCAUGCGGACACAACGGCUGCCCGCUGCGGUGGCCUAG
Effrenium voratum is the source of this 1632-nucleotide messenger RNA. NCBI's taxonomy places the organism in Eukaryota, Dinophyceae, Suessiales, Symbiodiniaceae. The record is from the annotation of a GenBank genome assembly.